CUGAAUUCAAGGCUUCUGUCGUACAGAAACACCUUGUCAAAUGCACAUGACCUUUUAUGCUGCCUCCAGAUACUACGUGUAUACUACGUGAGCUGUACCGAAAUCAAGGAUAUCCUAUUAUAUAGAUGGAGAUCUCUGUUCUAAGCGAAAGAUAUCACUUAGACUUCGACCUGGCGGACAUAGUGAGCAGUCAACAGCUCGUCAAAAUAUGGAGUCUUCUCUAUAUACAUUUAUCUCGAGCAUAGCAAGGCGACAAUCCCUCGAGGGCCCAGGAAAACCUUCCGGAGACAUCACCGACUCUUACCCCUAUUCACCUCUUCAACAUGGCGGCUUCUUUAUCUUGUUCUUUUUCCCUGCAAUCGCAUUCAUAGUGGUGUGUCUAAGGAUAUAUGGCAGGGUUAGAAGCAGGCAGUUUGGAUGGGACGAUGCUCUAGUAUGCAUCGCCAUGAUGCUCUCGAUUGCCGAAACGGGAUGUUCUCAUAUGGCCAUGCGUACGGCAUACCUAGGAGUUCACGUAUACGACAUACCGAUGACGGCCGACAUAAGCCUCGGGAUGUAUUGGAACUACAUAAUCCAGAUCAUUUAUAACCCAAUACUCGCCCUAGUCAAGUGUUCGGUUUUGACAUUCCUUCUGAGAAUAGGGGGGCAGAGACGAAAGAUAAGAUACUCGAUACAUGCCCUCAAUGUGUUCACCAUCGGUCUUAUGAUUGCCAUAUUCGUGACCGUGGUUUUCCAGUGUUCGCCAAUCUCGUAUUUUUGGGAACGUAUUACCGAUCCGACUCUUCAGGGAAGAUGUAUUGAUACAGGGAUAUUCUAUGUGACGACUGCGGCGUUGACCAUCUUCACGGAUGUUCUAGUCCUUGCCCUUCCGUUCUGGAUCUUCAUGGGAUUGAAAAUGGCUUCUAAGGUCAAGUUUGCUAUAAUGGUUGUGUUUCUCCUAGGAGCAAUUGUUACUAUCGUCAGCAUUCUUCGGAUGUUAUGGAUCAUAGAGACCUCUCUCUACCCCAUGAAAUAUGACUACUCUUACGAUAUCAGAUUCACUUAUUCGGCCGUCGAAACAAACUUGGCCAUAAUCACAGCGUCAGGUCCGGCAUUACGACCAUUAUUCAUGAUCUGGUUCCCUCGUUUCUUCUCCUCACUUCGUGGGACGACGAAUCAAAACUACCGUCACCGGGAUGGACGAUACGCAAAUAAUACAGGAGACGUUCAUAAGUCUGGUACGAAUGGCAACAGCUCAAAGGGAGAACAUCUCUAUGGUACGUCAUCUUUUGCUCUCAGAGAUAUGAAGAGGAGGACAGAGAUAAGGGGCCACUCUCCAACUACCAGCGAGGAAGAGAUUAUGACAUACAAUGGAAUUGUACGGACGACAGAAGUUGAGAUUCAGUUUGGCGUUAGGUCGCCGCCGUCUCCUCGCCAAGAAUGAAAAACCAAUAACAGAUUGACAGGUAAUUAAUGCAAUGCCAAGGAGACACACUUACACAUGAAGGUAAUAGGCAGGUUAUAAAUUUGCUGUAAAUAGUAUAUAAUUUGAUACCCACUUGAUGUUUUCACAA
Annulohypoxylon truncatum is the source of this 1553-nucleotide messenger RNA. RefSeq lists its product as uncharacterized. Bases 209 to 1423 code for a protein of 404 amino acids. The record is from RefSeq and is a predicted model, not a curated record. NCBI's taxonomy places the organism in Eukaryota, Fungi, Ascomycota, Sordariomycetes, Xylariales, Hypoxylaceae. The transcript is spliced from 5 exons.